GCGAGGGUGUAGGGAGGAAAGAUAGUUAAUAGUCUGGAUACGUUGAGUUCGACAUGCUCGGGGGCAUCCAGUUCAGCUCCGGGUGCUAGACAACAAGGCAGAAAGGCCACAUUUUGGGGAUGAAGGAAGGGAAGUUUGUCCACUUGGCUGUGACUUUGUCGUCCCCCUCCCCCAACUGCAUCGCAACAGGUCACUCAAUCUUCGGAACCUCGAGCUCCGAGAUGCAAGAGGGGAGGGGCCUGAAGGGGCGGGGCCUCCCCGGAGCCGCGACCUCGUUUCCAUGACAACAUCCCCUGCGACCUUAAACUGAGAGAGCGCGAGCAUGGCGGCUCACUCUGGAGACAAGUCCAACUUCACCUUCAGGCUCCUUCCUCAGAGAACCUUCCAGUCCCUCAACUCCCCUGACACAGUCCUGCGCCUGCGGAAGUGGUCUAUGCAAGGAAGGCUCUGUGCGCAGGCGUUCGGCUUUGACGAGAAUUUCCAGACCUAUUGCAAAGAUGAUUUCCUUAUGGCUUUUUUUAGAGACCCAAAUGUUAUUUCAGAUUUGAAAUUACUUUCAGAUUCUUCUGGACAAUGGACUAAGUUAGGAACAGAAGUAAAAAGGGUUGAAGCCAUAAGUAUUCCCUGCACACAAAUUUCAAUGUCAUUUUUUGACCGAUUAUACUCUGAAGAAAUUGUUCGAGAGAGUGGACAUAUUGUUAAGUGCUUGGAUAAUUUUUGUGAUCCUUUUCUCAUUUCUGAUGAGUUAAGAAAAGUCUUACUAAUGGAAGACUCAGAAAAAUAUGAGAUAUUCAGCCAAGUAGAUCGUCAAGAGUUCCUUUUUUGUAUUUUUAAACAUCUUUGCCUUGGUGGACUUCUUUGUCAAUAUGAAGAUAUACUUGAACCAUAUCUGGAAACAACAAAGAUUAUCUAUAAGGAUCUUGUGAGUGUUAUAAAGGAACCUCAAACCAAGAAUAUACGCGUUACUUCUGUUAUCUUUAAGGUUACAGCAUAUGAUGAAAAUGGUAUGUGCUACCCUUCAACAAAAAGUCAUGAACAAUCAUUUGCUUACUUGAUUGUGGAUCCUUUAAAACGUCACGUUAAUGUUUUGUACCAUUGUUUUGGUGUAGGUGAACUGUCUUUCUAGUUAAUAUCCCAAGUGUAUGUAUAGCUAUUCUUCUGUUUUUAUUAUUCAUUUUAUAAUGUUUAUGAGCAGUUUGGUAGAAUUCAGAUUCUGACCCAAAUUCAGUUUUUAAUUUACUUCACAUAAAAUAUAUGUACUUUAAAAAGAAAGAGAGGGGCAGCUAGGUGGCUCAGUGGAUAGAGCACCGGCCCUGGAGUCAGGAGUACCUGAGUUCAAAUCCGGCCUCAGACACUUAACACUUACUAGCUGUGUGACCCUGGGCAAGUCACUUAACCCCAAUUGCCUCACUUAAAAAAAAAGAGAGAGAGAGAAGAAAAUUGCAUUCCUUAAUGUUGGAUUUUUAUUUUUCUGGAUUACUAAUAGAGGAAUAGACUUCCAUUUCUCAUUUCCCAUAUAACACUACUAAUGAGUUCUGGAAUUCUUCCUGAAAGUUACUUAGAAUAAAAUUCUAGUCCAUAAUUAUAUAUACAAUAUAAAUCUUGUUAAA
Messenger RNA from Dromiciops gliroides (monito del monte), 1610 nucleotides. RefSeq names its product cilia and flagella associated protein 300 (gene CFAP300). The record is from RefSeq and is a predicted model, not a curated record. The transcript has 7 exons. NCBI's taxonomy places the organism in Eukaryota, Metazoa, Chordata, Mammalia, Microbiotheria, Microbiotheriidae. Bases 323 to 1126 code for a protein of 267 amino acids.